AUGGUUGAACUCUUUUCAAGAACUAGUACGUUCGGUUUAAGAGGCAGGCCACUUAAAGUUGCUAUUACUGCAGCAUCUACAACUGGUUUCUCCCUUUUCGGUUAUGAUCAAGGUUUAAUGUCUGGUCUUAUUACCGGAACUCAAUUUAAUGACGAGUUUCCACCUACAAAGGGUGAAGAUCACUAUGCAUCAGUUAUUCAGGGUGCUGUUACUUCUUGUUAUGAACUUGGUUGUUUCUUUGGUGCCUUAUUUGUUAUGUUCUGGGGUGAUAGGAUUGGUAGAAAGCCAUUGAUUGUUAGUGGUGCUUUUAUCAUCAUCAUUGGAACUGUGAUCUCGGUUUGUGCUUUCAAAGAUAGCUGGGGUCUCGGUCAGUUUGUCAUUGGUAGAGUUAUCACUGGAAUAGGUAAUGGUUUAAAUACGGCCACUAUUCCAGUUUGGCAAUCAGAAAUGUCUAAACCUGAAAAUAGAGGUAAAUUAGUCAAUUUAGAAGGUUCGGUUAUUGCAGUUGGUACUGUCGUUGCAUACUGGAUUGAUUUCGGUCUCUCCUACACCAAUACUUCUGUUCAAUGGAGAUUCCCAGUCGCUUUCCAGAUUUUCUUUGCUGCAAUCGUAUUUGCACUUGCAGUCAACUUACCUGAAUCUCCAAGAUGGUUAGUUGCUCACCACAGAAAACCCGAGGCCACAGUUGUUUUAAGUGCUUUGAAUGACUUGCCACCUGAAGAUGAUUUCAUUGUUGCCGAGAUGUCUGUUAUUAGUGAUUCUGCUAACAGAUUCUCUAGAAGUCAAGUCGGUUAUGCUGAUUUGCUUACAGGAGGAAAAUCCCAACAUUUUUCAAGAAUGCUUAUUGGUUCAUCGUCUCAAUUUUUCCAACAAUUCACAGGUUGUAAUGCUGCUAUCUACUAUUCUACCGUUUUGUUUAAAGAUAAGAAGACUAUUGGAUUAGAACCUAGGUUGGCUUUGAUUAUCGGUGGUGUUUUUGCUACUGUUUAUGCCAUUGCAACUAUCCCAUCAUUCUUCUUGAUUGAAAGUGUUGGUAGAAGAAACUUGUUCUUGAUUGGUGCGUUAGGUCAAGGUGUUUCUUACACCAUUGCAUUUGCUUGUUUAGUUCACCCUACCAAACUGAAUGCUAAAGGUGCUGCUGUUGGUCUAUUCUUGUUCAUCGUUUUCUUUGCAUUUACAAUCUUGCCCUUGCCAUGGAUUUACCCACCAGAAAUCAAUCCUUUGAGAACUAGAACUGCUGCUUCUGCUGUUAGUACAUGUACUAACUGGCUUGCCAACUUCGCUGUUGUUAUGUUUACUCCAAUUUUCAUUCAAGCUUCAGGAUGGGGUUGUUACCUUUUCUUCGCUCUUGUGAACUACUCUUUCCUUCCAGUCAUUUUCUUCUUUUACCCAGAAACAGCUGGUAGAUCAUUAGAAGAAGUUGAUAUCAUCUUUGCCAAGGCACAUGUUGAACACCGUUUACCUUUCCGCGUUGCUGCUACCUUACCUAAGUUGUCUCUUGCUGAGAUUGAGCAGCACGGUAACCAAUUGGGUCUCUAUGACGAUGAUUUCGAAAAGGAACAAUUUGAAAAUGAAGAAAAUGUGAGUUCAUCUUCAUUCUCAAAGAAAGAAGAAUCUGAAGGACCAUUAAUGAAUGCAAAUACUGAUCAGGCUACAGAAGAAAAGCCAGAUCAAACCUCGCAAAACCAGUGA
This is a messenger RNA of Priceomyces carsonii, 1692 nucleotides long. RefSeq names its product glucose-inactivated glycerol proton symporter (gene HGT10). The record is from RefSeq and is a predicted model, not a curated record. Gene Ontology annotation, molecular function: carbohydrate:proton symporter activity. Lineage: Eukaryota; Fungi; Ascomycota; Pichiomycetes; Serinales; Debaryomycetaceae. The coding region runs from base 1 to 1692 and encodes 563 amino acids. Gene Ontology annotation, biological process: glycerol transmembrane transport. Gene Ontology annotation, cellular component: membrane. The transcript has a single exon.